AUGACCUCAAGGGAUUAUCGCCAGUCAACCCAAAGCAAACUGCGCCCACACUCAAUCAACCCGUCGUUGUCCUCAGAUACCGACAGCAACUCGCCGUCCAAUUCUUCUGACUCUCUCCCUCCGUCGAGACAUGAAGCGGACUCGGGCUGGGCGAUGUGGGUUGGGAAUGUCCCCUCUGAGGCCACGUCUGCAGAGCUCCGCGCCUUCUUUUGCCGCGGCUGCGAUGUUACCAUCGUAUCAAUUCGGACAAUCCCUCACACCAAGUGUGCAUUCAUCAACUUCAGCACCGAAGACCAACGCCAGUCCGCCAUCGCGCGUUUCAAUGGAGUCUCGCUACGAAGAAUGGGGCCUCCUCUUGUGUGUCGCGCGCGUGAUGGGAGUGAACGAGAACACACAGGCGUUUGGGCACAAAGAGGGAAAGGCAUGCACCAGAGAUGGAUCGAAAAGCAUACUGGCGCCAAGCUAAUGAAGGAGAAGACUAGUAGCUCCGAGAGCAUUCAGUCCGAUUCGUCAACAAGUUCGAGCCUGUUGGCAGAGUUCUUCCCUGAGCGGUACUUCAUUCUCAAGUCGUUGAGUCAGGACGAUCUCGAUGCGAGUGUCCAGCGUGGAAUAUGGGCAACACAACCGCACAACGAAGAUACUUUAGACCUCGCAUUCAGAACAGCCAAAAAUGUUUAUCUCAUAUUCAGUGUCAAUCGGAGCAGGGAGUUCUAUGGAUGUGCAAGAAUGGCUGGUCCCAUCGGCGCAGUUGCUAAUGGUGACCGAGUUGAGUGGGCUCCGAGAAGAACCAGCACCCACCAAAACUCCAAUUCGUCCAUCACACAGGAACCAGCCCUUCUCUCAUCACCCACUCCCCAUCGUUCAGUCAGUGUCGGAAGUCUUGGACUCAAAUUUGAGCGGCUGAAUACUAGCGACGAUGCUGCCUCUACAUCCGACGACACUGUGACCCGUCGUAAGACUGUGCCAUCACGAGACUCCUUGCGCUUGCGCGCAAUAGCAAGUGGACCCAUACAAGCACUGGAUCUCCCCUACGAAUCUGGGAGUGUAUGCUCGGAUGAUAUCGUGUCACAGGUAGACUCUGGGCCAGCUUCAGAUCACCAGAAUGACUGGGGUCGCGAGUUUCGGCUCGAGUGGCUCUCCACUAAACGAUUGCCAUUUCGGCGCGUCGAACAUUUGUACAACCCUUGGAAUAACGGAAGAUGCGUUAAGGUCUCGCGCGAUGGAACGGAGCUGGAGCCGGGGCUCUUGAAGUCUCUGGGGGUUGUACUGUCAACGAGUCAUGUUUUGCUAUGUCGUUUAGGGUUUGUGUGGUAUAUGGACAAUGGUCGUUUAUGGACUCGUUACAUCCCGAAACUUGUUGUGCCACGUGAGCUCGAGGACAAAGUGAUGAACAGUAUCAGCCUCACUAUUUAA
Molecule: messenger RNA, 1413 nt
Organism: Mycena indigotica
Lineage: Eukaryota; Fungi; Basidiomycota; Agaricomycetes; Agaricales; Mycenaceae
Product: YTH domain-containing protein 1
Exons: 5
Coding region: 1-1413 (470 amino acids)
Biological process (GO): regulation of alternative mRNA splicing, via spliceosome; mRNA splicing, via spliceosome
Cellular component (GO): nucleoplasm
Molecular function (GO): mRNA binding; N6-methyladenosine-containing RNA reader activity
Source: RefSeq, a predicted model, not a curated record